Prionailurus viverrinus (fishing cat) is the source of this 3849-nucleotide messenger RNA. It is a transcript of the gene MFSD8, whose product is annotated as major facilitator superfamily domain containing 8. Gene Ontology annotation, biological process: transmembrane transport. Gene Ontology annotation, cellular component: lysosomal membrane. Lineage: Eukaryota; Metazoa; Chordata; Mammalia; Carnivora; Felidae. The transcript has 13 exons. Bases 302 to 1819 code for a protein of 505 amino acids. The record is from RefSeq and is a predicted model, not a curated record. Gene Ontology annotation, molecular function: transmembrane transporter activity.
ACCUCGGGGCGCUCCACCCACUUCUAGUUGGUGGGCGCGCAAGCGCACUUGCCGGCUUCUUUUGACAGCUUUGGCCAAGUGAGAAGGGAGGGGAGCAGGAGGUGUCGCGAGAGUUGGCCUCCGCCUCGUAGGUGGUGUAACUAUGGCGAGUCCGGGGGUCGACACUGAGCAGGAGCCGCUCUUAGGCUACCGCACACCCGGAAGCAGUGUUGCAGCCUUUAAGUGUCUACAUUCUGCAUUCCUCUACAGAACUCAUCACUUUACACGUCUCCCAGAAGUUCCGAAAUGAGGGUUUUAAUCGAUGCUUGAAGAUACCUCUCUUAGAGAAUGGGAUAUUAUAGAAACUGAAGAGCAUUAUAAGAGCCGAUGGAUAUCUAUUAGGAUUCUGUAUCUUACUAUGUUUUUCAGCAGUGUAGGAUUUUCUAUUGUGAUAAUGUCAAUAUGGCCAUAUCUCCAAAAGAUUGAUCAGACAGCUGAUGCAAGUUUUUUGGGCUGGGUUAUUGCUUCAUUUAGUCUUGGCCAAAUGGUAGCUUCACCUGUAUUUGGUUUGUGGUCUAAUUAUAGACCAAGAAAAGAACCUCUUAUUGUCUCCAUCUUCAUUUCGGUCGUGGCUAACUGCCUCUAUGCAUAUGUCCACGUUCCAGCUUCUCAUAAUAAAUACUACAUGUUGGUUGCUCGUGGAUUGGUGGGAUUUGGAGCAGGAAAUGUAGCAGUUGUUAGAUCAUACAUUGCUGGUGCUACUUCCCUUCAGGAAAGAAUAAGUUCCAUGGCAAACACAAGUGCAUGUCAAGCAUUAGGCUUUAUUCUAGGUCCAGUUUUUCAGACUUGUUUUGCACUCAUUGGAGAAAAGGGUGUGACAUGGGAUGCCAUUAAGCUGCAGAUAAAUAUGUAUACAGCACCAGUUUUACUUGGCGCAUUCCUGGGAGUUUUAAAUAUUAUUCUGAUCCUUACUCUAUUAAGAGAACAUCGUGUGGAUGACUCAGGACGACAGUGUAAAAAUGUUAAUUUUGAAGAAGCAAGUACAGAUGAAGUUCAGUUUCCCCAAGGAAAUAUUGAUCAAGUUGCUGUUUUGGCCACCAAUGUUCUGUUUUUUGUGAUUCUGUUUAUCUUUGCCCUUUUUGAAACCAUCGUUACUCCAUUAACAAUGGAUAUGUAUGCCUGGACUCGAGAACAAGCUGUAUUAUAUGAUGGAAUAAUACUUGCUGCUCUUGGAGUUGAGGCAAUUCUUAUUUUCAUGGGGGUUAAAUUACUUUCCAAGAAGAUUGGUGAGCGUGCUAUUCUACUGGGAGGACUCAUCGUUGUAUGGGUUGGCUUCUUUAUCUUGUUACCUUGGGGAAAUCAGUUUCCCAAAAUACAGUGGGAAGAGUUACAUAAUAAUUCAAUCCCUAAUACCACAUUUGGGGAAAUUAUUAUUACUCUUUGGAAGUCUCCAAGAGAAGAUCGCAACGAAGGACCCACUGGUUGCCCAAUUGAACAAGCCUGGUGCUUCUACACUCCCAUGAUCCAUCUGGCUCAGUUCCUCACAGCAGCUAUGCUAAUUGGAGUAGGCUAUCCAUCCUGCAAUGUUACGUCCUAUACGUUGUAUUCAAAAAUUCUGGGACCAAAACCUCAGGGUGUGUACAUGGGCUGGUUAACAGCUUCUGGAAGUGCAGCACGGAUUCUUGGACCUGUGUUCAUCAGCCAAGUGUACACUUCCUGGGGUCCACGAUGGGCAUUCAGCCUUGUGUGUGGAAUAGUGGUGCUUACCAUCAUGCUCCUGGGUGUGGUUUACAGAAGACUUGUUCCUUUUUCUGUAAGGCAUGGAAGGAUUCAAGAAUAACCUAACUAACUCUAUGAUGGAAAGUACUUAUAUGGGGUUUCUUCUUCCAGGGCUCUGUAAGACAGUUGCUAUGAGUCAAUUUCCAAAAGUCAGGCUGCAAAUAUUAUGUAUUUUGAAUAACAAGAACAUAUAUUGAUUAAUAUAGGGAAUUCUACAUGUAAAUACGAACAGUAAUAUAAUAUAAAAACACUCUGGUUCACAAUUUCUGUAUUUCAAAAAGUAUUCUUCAUAUAACACCUCUUUAGCGGUUACAUGAACUCAUGAGUGGACAGUGGUUUAUAAAUAUGAAGUUGUGCUCUUAAUUCAAACUGCAGAGGUGUCAUUAAAAUAAUGAGAAAGUAUUUAUGCAGGGAAGCCAUAAGGAGAGUUCUUUAUGAAUUACCAAUAACAAAAAAAAUGAAAUUAUAGAAAUUAUCUACCUAAAUAGAGGUACCUAUGUUUGAAGAUACCUACUUUUUAUUUACUUAAAAAAUGCAGCUUCUAUUAUCGAAUUUCCUUAUGAAAUAAAAAUCAUGACUCUUAACUUUUCCAUUUACCAUGCCUACCAUCCUACCUUACCUUCUAUAAGGCAUUAUUUUUAAUUCUAUACCUUCUGUCCUAUUUUAGUUCCCUAAUAGGAGAAAGUACAAAUAAUUCUAAUAUUUGAGCAGUAAAGAAGAUUAAGAGAUCAAGAUGGAUUUCACUACCUUUGGUAGGACUAAUUAUUUUUUUCUUUCAAGUACUAAUAAAUAAUUCACUUUAGAAACAUAAGCCAGGUAUGUUACUGUAUACAUAUACUGAAUAGCAAACUGUUUAUUAAAAUUACUGACAUUUUUCAACUCCCUUAAAUUCUAGAGAAAAACUAUUACUUUAAUUAUUUAAUUAAAUUAUUUAAUUUAUUUACUUUUCCCAUUUCUCAGUAGUGACAGGGAAGACACAGCAGUUUCCAAACAAUGUCUAUGUAGCUAUUCAGAACUGCAGAAUUUUAAAUUUGGAUGGGCCAUGACAGCCCCAAUCUAAUUAGGCUAAUAAAUAUUUUAGGUAAAAUUGCUUUAAUCUAACAGUUUACUGAGUUUACUUGAAGUGGGCUAAAUCAUACUCUCUAUGUGUACAUUUCUACCUCUACAUAAAUUGAAUGCUCAUAAAUGGAACUACUAUAGAAUUAUGUAUGUGGAUAAUCAAUAUUACCAAAAAAUGCUAAAAUAUUUCUAAAUAUUUUUCCAAAUGUUUCCUACUGUAAGUUCUAUUUUCAAAUCUGAAAGCAAACAAGUAAACACUAUAAUCUGCACUUUAUACUAUGUUUGUUGUAUUCUUGUGGGGUUUUUUUUCCCUUUUACUUUCUCUCUUUCUUUUCUUUUUUUUUUUUUUUUUUUUUUGGCUUGAAAAACAGAAAUUUAUUUCUCACAGUUCUGGAGGCUAGAAGUCUAAGACCAAGAUUGUCAGCAGGGUUAGUUAGUUUGUUCUGAGGUCAUUCCUUGACUUGUAAAAGGAUAUCUUCUCUCUGGAUCUUUUGUUUGUUUGUUUGUUUUUACAGCUUUAUUGAGAUAUAAUUGACAUAUAACAUUGUGUAAGUUUAAAGUGUACAAUGUGAUGAUUUGAUAAACUUAUAUAUAGCAAAAUGAUUACCACCAUAGCACUAGCCAACACCUCCAUCCUAUCACAUAAUUAUCAUUUCUUUUUUUUUGUGGUGAGAACAUUUAAGAUCUCUCUUUGCGACUUUUAAGUAUAUAAUACAGUAUUAUUAAUUGUGAUCACCAUGCUGUAUAACAGAUCCCCAGAAUUUAGUCAUCUUAUCACAGGAAGUUUGUUCUCUGACCAGCAUCCCAUUUCCUCCACCCCUUAGCCCCUGUCAACCACCAUCCCACUCUCUGCUUCUAACAGUUAAGUUCUUUUAGAUUUCACAUACAAGUAAUAUCAGAUAGUAUUGUCCCUCUCUGUCUGACUUCUUUCACUUAGCAUAAUGCCUUCAAGGUCCACCCAUGUUUUCACAAAUGGCAGGAUCUCCUUAUUUCUCAUGGCUGAAUAAUAUUCCAACACAUACACACAUCUUU